UCAUCUUUUCAUGAGUAGUUGAGAUUGUUGUAUUUGUUUGUUAAAACUCCAAUUUUUGUUCUUUAUUUUUAUUUCACUCCUGUCGGAUCUCGGAUAGUGGCUACAUAUAUUUGAAAAGCCUAUUCUGAAGAGUCCACUGUGUUUGUCUUCUUCUUCUUCUUUUUUUUUUUUUUUUUUUUUUUUUUUGAGAAGGUAACAUAUAGCUGUGUUUGUCACUUUUUUGUUUGGUUCUUUCUUAAUGAGGAGUAUCCAAUUUAAAUCUGAAGAGAGAUUUAGGAUUCCCUUUUCACUUUUAAAUAAUUAGAUGAAUAAAUAAAUAACAUUUACUUAGGUUGGAUUCGGAUUGCAAGGAGUAAUAUUAGUGGCGGAGCCAGGAUUUUCACUAAGGGAUUCAAAAUAUAAAAGAGUUAACAUACGAAGAAGCCAAAUGGGGUUCGAUAUCUAUUAUAUAUACAUAAAAAAUAAUUUUAAUCAUAUAUAAAUAAUAUUUUUUUCCGCCGAAGGGGGUUCCCCUUGGCCCUAUGUAGCUCCGGCCCUGAGUAAUAUAUAGGAGGGUUUUGUGAUGUUGACCUAAAAAGUGUUUUUCCUGGACAGUUGAAGAAUAUCAAGGUGUAAGUAGUCCGAUAAGUGUGUCUCUUUUAUGAAUAGAUUUUGAUAAACGAGAUCCCAAAUAAAAACGAUAUUUUAGGUGGUUUGUCAACCAAAUUGUUUGUGAUAUUUGUUACGUUCAACGUAUCCCUAUAGAUAACUAAACCGUGGAGUUUAAAUGUUAAUUUAGGAGGUACCUGGUGACUAUUGGCUCGGACACCGUCAUUCUUAGAAAUGUUAUUUUAGGAAAGAUAUGUUGAGUUGCAAAUGCCAAAAGUCACGCGUGAGCAGCAUAAACGUGAAUGCAGUUUAGGUUGCCGAAUAUUUCAGCAAACAUCACAUUUGGAGCUCGAAUGUGAUUCUAAGCCUUGUAAAUUUUGUCUGUUAAGGAUCAUGUUCCCGCUGAUCCAGAUGCUCAGUGUCACAAAGGAAGCCAUUAGUUACUAAUGCUGCGGGUCCUCUCAAUGUGAAUGCCCCUUAUUGGUUUGAUUGUGAGAUUCAGUUCUUCACUGCCAUAUUUUCUUUUUCAUAAUUGCUUUGGUUGCUGCACUUGAGCCAAGGGUCUUCCGGAAGCAGCCUCUCUACCUCACAAUGCAGGGGGUUUGAAGAGUUGAAGACAGUUCUUCUCCAUAAUUAACUUCACCCAAUAACCAGGUUAUCGAGUGUUGCUCCAGUUGCUGGUUGAAUCUGAGGGAGACAAUAAAGUUGUCUUAUUUGCGGCCUGCCAAAAUUGUAGGCAAAUGGAAUGUAAUAAAGAUGAAGCUGCUAGGGCCAAAGAAAUUGCUGAGAGGAAAUUAACUGAGAGGGACAUUGCUGGAGCUCAAAGAUUUGCUUUGAAGGCUCAAAAUCUGUUUCCAGGCCUUGAUGAUCUUUCUCAGUUCCUGGAGGUGGUCAAUGUUUAUGUUGCUUAUGAGAAGAAGAUUCAUGGUGAAGUGGAUUUUUACGGUUUCCUUUCUGUGGAUUCCUCAGCUGAUGAUGAAACAAUAAGUAAACGUUACAGAAAGCUUGCUCUAGCUCUUCACCCUGAUAAAAAUCAAUCUGUUGGGGCAGAUGGGGCGUUUAAGAUUAUAUGUGAAGCAUGGAGUUUGUUGUCAGAUAGAAUCAAAAAAAUGAUGUAUGGCCAUCGGCGAGCUAUGGCCAUAAGGAGUAUGCCCAUGCAAGGCAACCAGCAGGAAUUUCGUAAAUUUUCCAUGAACCCAGCUAGUGCGAGAAACUCAACUGAUGCUAAUUUUCAGCCCACCCGGUGCCUCCCCAGCCAUCAAAACCUGAGACAUUGUGGCAAUCUUGCAAACUAUGUCAGAUAAAGUAUGACUGCUUAAAGCUUUUCCGAAACAGAAGUCUUUCGUGCCCCAACUGUCACCGACCUAUUUAGGCAAGGGAGGUUUCUACUCCCGUGAACAAUCAAGCUUCAGCUUUUCCGUUGUCUUCCUGCCAGCAGCAGGGUACAAACUAUCCUGCUGCUAAUGGAUCUUCUGCUUCAGGUGUGAAGCUCCCUACAGCUUCAAACUCCGUACAAACUGGAAAUUCUGGUUUGGCUCAAUAGUUGGAGCAAAUAUUCAGCAGGAUCAAGUUCUUAAGACGAGAGGUGCAAAUGCUGCGCAGCCCUAUGCCUCUACAGCUAGGCAAGCAGCACACUCUUGCCAGCCAGCUGGUGGGAAUUUGAAGAGAGCUCAUGCAGAAGCUGCUAUGAGUGCACUGAAUCAGGAGGCUUUUCUGGAGAAAAAGAGACGCAUAGCUGAGUUGAAGUUAAAGUCUCAAAGAAAAGGUAGUUGUCCGAUUCAGAAAUUCGCAAUAUGCUGGCGAAAAAUGCUAAGAUGGAGAUUAGCAAGAAGCUUAAAGCAGCUGCUGCUUCUCGGACUUCAGACAAGGAGAAAAAGGACGUGGAAAAGAAGAAGCAAACUGCUCCUGAAGUUGUCAAAAAUGUUCUGAGAAGGGAUAAAACUGUUCAUGAUGCCAUGGUGGAAUAAACUAAAUGUAACGUGUGAAUGAACUUACCUCUUCUUUAAUUAAGAACCCUUACACAAAAAGUAGAACAUGUAUAUUUUCUGUUGUAAUUGUAAACUAAAUAUAUGACAAAUGUUUGUUACUCUCCCUCUGUUGCAUUUUAACUGUCAUUCUCU
Molecule: messenger RNA, 2708 nt
Organism: Lycium barbarum (goji berry)
Lineage: Eukaryota; Viridiplantae; Streptophyta; Magnoliopsida; Solanales; Solanaceae
Exons: 4
Coding region: 1329-1892 (187 amino acids)
Source: RefSeq, a predicted model, not a curated record